Molecule: messenger RNA, 918 nt
Organism: Penicillium pulvis
Lineage: Eukaryota; Fungi; Ascomycota; Eurotiomycetes; Eurotiales; Aspergillaceae
Product: S1/P1 nuclease
Exons: 3
Coding region: 1-918 (305 amino acids)
Biological process (GO): DNA catabolic process
Molecular function (GO): nucleic acid binding; endonuclease activity
Source: RefSeq, a predicted model, not a curated record
AUGAGGUGUGACUUCUUGCUAUUAUCAUUAUUCGUCUGGUCCCUUCUCUGUGUGCCAACUCUUGGAUGGGGAGAUGUCGGCCACCGCACUGUUGCCUAUCUCGCCGAGCAGCAUCUCACCGAGCAGGGCAAAGACUUUCUCAAUGACCUCUUGCCUCGUACCCGGGAUUUUGAUAUCUCAGACGCUGCCACCUGGGCUGACACAAUCAAGCAUCGUGGACGCCCUGAGACUGGAGUUUGGCACUAUGUUGAUGUGAAGGAUGAUCCUUUGGGGAACCACUGCAAGAUAUCACCUCUCCCCCCGGUUUGCAAAAACAAAGGCUGCAUCAUCUCAGCAAUAAAGGAAAUGACCAAGCAAGUGAACGAUGAAAACUUCAAUCAAACAGAAGCUGUUAUGUUCUUGUUUCACUUCAUUGGGGACAUCCAUAUGCCCCUCCAUGUGGAAGAGUACCAAAAAGGAGGUAACCUGAUAAAAGUCUCUUUCGACGGUCGUCAAGGGAACCUUCACGGUAUUUGGGACACAGAUAUGCCACACAAGAUUAACGGCAUCAGGCACAAUAUCAAGCAUAACAAUGAAAAGCCGGCAUCCCUAAAGUGGGCCAAGCAUCUCCUCCAAAAGAACCAACACAGGCCGACAACCGCUGUGGAAUGUGCGGAUGUGACCAACCCUGACGUCUGUGUCAAGAAGUGGGCAAAGGAGGCCAAUCAUCUUAAUUGUGCUGUUGUUUUCAAGAGAGGACUUCCGUAUAUUGAGGGCACAGAUCUUGCGGAUGAGUACUAUGAUGAUGCUGCGCCGAUCAUUGCAGAACAGAUCUAUAAAGCGGGCGUGCGCCUGGCAGCCUGGAUCAAUGCCCUUGCAGAGCAGCGACACGAGAAAGAGGCCUUUGUCGUCCAAGGAGAUCGGAUGAGGGAUCUAUGA